UAACACUGAACUUGUGAUUAUAAUAAGUUUUAUGAGGACCAGCUUUGCGGGGAACCUUGUUUACUCAGCGCAGGUGGAUAUGACGUCACGGACUUGGAACAUCAAAACAAAAACACGCAAAUCCGCGUUUCUUCUUUUUUUUCCUUCUCCUGUCUUCCUCCUCUUCUUCUUCUGUUUCUCCCCUCGGCGCGUUAAAAUCUAAUAACAACAAUAAGACAGGAGCUCGCGCCUUCCCCGACGAGGCGGACAGGCAGGCGGCGAGAGCGAAACUCCACGGUGUGCACGGUCUCGACGCCCUCGGACAUCAUGGACAGGAAGUGGCGUUAGGAGCAAUCUGAAGUCACUGGUGAAAGUUGGCGACAUCAGAACUGACUGUGAGUUGAACUCUGACUGGAGGAAUGAAGUACCACCCCACUCUGCACAAGUGAUCAGGCCAGGAGACUUCAGUGGUGACAUCCUGUGGAGCCACAGAUUAAAGGUGAGGAGGUUGUUUCACCACCGCUGGAACUGGAGAUUGCUUUGAAUAAGUCCUUGUAGAAGGUUUUUAAGUCAUGAUGCAAGAAUCUGGGACCGAGGUGACAAGCAAYGGACCAGCCAAUCAGAGCGGAGCUGCAAACGGGGAAGGCGUGCCCAGGGAGGGUCGGCCCAAAAGUGCCACGCCAUCAGUGGAUGUGACCGCUGUGGAUCUCCUGAAUCUCCAGCAGCACCAGGCGCUCCAAGUGGCUCGGCAAAUUCUUCUCCAACAGCAGCAGCAACAUCAGCAGCAGCAGUCUCAACAAAACCUGGGCCGUAAAUCCCCCAAAGCAAGCGAAAAGCAGCAGAGCCUGCAGGUUCCAGUGUCAGUGGCUAUGAUGACACCUCAAGUGAUAACUCCGCAACAAAUGCAGCAGAUUCUUCAGCAGCAGGUCCUGAGCCCUCAGCAGCUCCAGGUGCUUCUCCAGCAGCAACAGGCCCUCAUGUUACAGCAGCAGCAACUUCAAGAGUUCUACAAGAAGCAGCAGGAAACGCUCCACCUCCAGCUCCUCCAGCAGCAGCAGCAACAUGCAGGCAGCAAGCAGAGCAAAGAGCAGGUUUCAGCCCAGCAGUUGGCUUUCCAGCAGCAGCUCCUGCAGGUCCAGCAGGCCCAGCAGCAACACCUGCUCAACCUUCAGAGGCAAGGGCUCCUCACCAUCCAGCCAGGACAGACCAGCCUGCCGCUGCACUCGCUCACUCAGGGCAUGAUUCCAGCAGAGCUGCAACAGCUGUGGAAGGAGGUGACGAACGCUCAUGUGAAGGAGGAGCACAACCACAGCAGCAACAACGGCCACCGGGGCCUCGACCUGUCCUCCCCGGCACCGCCAAAGAACGCCAUCAUCAACCAGCAUGCUUCCACCAAYGGCCAGUAUAUGAGUCACAAAAGAGAAGUAUCGACGCUGGAAGAGCCUUCCCACAACAGUCACCCUCUUUACGGCCACGGUGUCUGCAAGUGGCCUGGGUGUGAAGCGGUCUUUGAUGAUUUCCAGUCAUUCCUCAAGCAUCUCAACAAUGAGCACGCCCUGGACGACAGGAGCACGGCCCAGUGUCGGGUGCAAAUGCAGGUCGUACAACAGCUGGAGCUGCAGCUAGCAAAAGACAAAGAGCGUCUGCAAGCGAUGAUGACGCAUCUUCAUGUCAAGUCCACAGAGCCCAAAGCCACCCCGCAGCCGCUCAACCUCGUGUCCAGCGUCACGUUGUCCAAGUCGGCCCCCGAGGCCUCUCCUCCACUGAGCCUUCCCCAGACCCCCACCACUCCCACGGCACCGCUCACACCCCUGUCCCAGACCCACUCAGUCAUCACGGCCAACAGCCUCCACGGCGUGGGUCCAAUUCGACGGCGCUAUUCAGAAAAGUACAACAUGCCUAUUUCUCCAGAUCUCAGUCAGAACAAAGAGUUUUAUAUGAACGCAGACGUCAGACCACCAUUCACGUACGCCUCACUAAUAAGACAGGCAAUCCUGGAAUCUCCAGAAAAGCAGCUAACACUAAAUGAAAUCUACAACUGGUUCACACGAAUGUUUGCAUAUUUUAGACGCAACGCAGCAACGUGGAAGAAUGCAGUCCGACAUAAUCUUAGUCUUCACAAGUGUUUUGUGCGAGUAGAAAACGUAAAAGGGGCUGUGUGGACAGUCGACGAAAUAGAGUUCCAAAAGAGACGGCCUCAAAAGAUCAGUGGAAGUCCGGCCCUCGUGAAGAACAUUCAGACUAGCCUGGGCUAUGGUCCAGCUCUCUCUGCUGCCUUCCAGGCUUCAAUGGCAGAAAACAACAUACCUCUAUACACUACUGCUUCCAUUGGAAGUCCCACACUCAACUCCCUGGCCAACGCCAUCCGCGAGGAGAUAAAUGGAGCGAUGGACCAUGGAAACAGCAACGGGAGUGACAGCAGCCCGGGACGCUCGCCCCUGUCAGCUAUGCAUCACAUCAGCGUUAAGGAGGAACCACUGGACCCCGAGGACCACGACGGGCCCCUCUCUUUGGUCACGACGGCCAAUCACAGUCCAGAUUUUGACCACCACAGAGAUUACGACGACGACCACGAUGACAUGCUGUAGGCCCCGCCCCCCUCCCAGCCUCAGAGGCUGAGCCAGUGUGGAUCAUCUGGGAGACAGGAUUGUCCGCAGAAAGCACUGAACUGACGUCUCAGCCACUGAUGACAGCUGUCAGAUGUCUCCAAGCUGACUUUUUUUAGUGCCAUUACAAAAGAACACACGAGAGAGAAAAGAAAGAAAUAAAAAAGGCAGAAAACCCCCUCCUCCCCCCCCCAGACGAGGGGUCCUUUUUGGAUUUCUUUUUACUUUUGAUUCAAGUAUCACUUAAAAAGUGAAAACAAACUGAGUGUGUUGGACGGCUGGGGUCGUGACGCGUUCAGGGUCAGACCCUCGCUGUGCAGCCGCCACAGACUGCCUUCAGCAGACUGCAGGAGGGGUCCUGAGCCCCCCCCACCCAACCCUCUGACACCAUGAACUGAAGACGAGACUUUUCAUUUACACCGUGUGUGUGUGUGUGUGU
Austrofundulus limnaeus is the source of this 3024-nucleotide messenger RNA. RefSeq names its product forkhead box P1b (gene foxp1b). The transcript is spliced from 21 exons. Gene Ontology annotation, molecular function: DNA-binding transcription repressor activity, RNA polymerase II-specific; RNA polymerase II cis-regulatory region sequence-specific DNA binding. Bases 552 to 2567 code for a protein of 671 amino acids. Gene Ontology annotation, biological process: regulation of transcription by RNA polymerase II. NCBI's taxonomy places the organism in Eukaryota, Metazoa, Chordata, Actinopteri, Cyprinodontiformes, Rivulidae. The record is from RefSeq and is a predicted model, not a curated record. Gene Ontology annotation, cellular component: nucleus.